AUGCCUAUUGAAAAUUUCGCAGCAUUGCCAUUGUAUGUUACUUUUGUUGAAAGAUUUAAUAAGGGCCUUAAAUCGUGCCUGAAUGUGCCAGACUGCCAGAUUGCCAAAAAGGUGUCAAAAAUGGCAACUACGGCAGUUCACGUUGAAUUUUCGACAGGAAACCGUUACAUUUUCAAAUCAAAUAUUUUAUUACCUUCCAAUUUUGAUUUUUCAUUAAAAAAUUCGAUGGCAGUUUCGAUGGUUCUACAGUCCGUGACUGAAAAAAACUAUGACUAA
Caenorhabditis elegans is the source of this 276-nucleotide messenger RNA. RefSeq lists its product as uncharacterized. The record is from RefSeq and is marked reviewed. NCBI's taxonomy places the organism in Eukaryota, Metazoa, Nematoda, Chromadorea, Rhabditida, Rhabditidae. Bases 1 to 276 code for a protein of 91 amino acids. The transcript has a single exon.